Messenger RNA from Ipomoea nil (Japanese morning glory), 963 nucleotides. Its product is annotated as protein FAR1-RELATED SEQUENCE 5-like. Gene Ontology annotation, biological process: regulation of DNA-templated transcription. Gene Ontology annotation, molecular function: zinc ion binding. Bases 1 to 963 code for a protein of 320 amino acids. Lineage: Eukaryota; Viridiplantae; Streptophyta; Magnoliopsida; Solanales; Convolvulaceae. The record is from RefSeq and is a predicted model, not a curated record. The transcript has a single exon.
AUGAAAGCUGCAAUAGCUAGAGUAUUUGAUACAACUCGCCGCAGGUACUGCAUGUGGCACAUCAUGACAAAGGUUUGCGAGAAGGUAGGGCCAACAUUAGCUAAGAGUGAUGGAUUCCUAACAAGCUUAAACAACGUGGUUUGGAAUGAGUUGCAAACAAUUGAAGAAUUUGAAACAGUCUGGCAAACAGUCAUGGAGGACUAUAAUCUAUGUGAGCACAAAUGGUUUAACCACUUGUUCGAGAUACGUGCACAAUGGAUACCAAUAUUAUUCAACGGCAUGUUCAUUGGUGGCUUACUCAGAACAACAUCGAGGUCAGAGUCGGAGAAUAGCGUAUUCAGCAAAUGCACUUCCCCCCAUCUAAGUUUAUCAGAGUUCUUCACAAAGUUCGAGAAAGCAAUAUACAAACAGCGCCACUACCAAUUGCAACUAAACGCAGAAUGUGAGGGCAAAUUCCCAGAGCUGAAAACACCAUUAUUGCUAGAGCGUCAAGCUGCCACAACAUAUACCGUCAAAGUGUUUUAUGAUGUCCAAAAAGAAAUAGUCGACGCGUGCUUCUCAUCCCAAGUUGUUAAGAAAACAAAUGAAGGAUGCACCCUCAAAUUUGAUAUAGAGGACACAAACAAGUCGACAUAUUCAGUGGAGUACAAUUCUACCAACAGAACAGUACAAUGCACAUGCAAGAUGUUCCAUAGGAUUGGGCUACAGUGCAAACAUGUGUUCUUGGCAUUCAAGGCUGCAAAUCUGGAGCGAAUACCGAUCCAGUAUAUCUUACCACGAUGGUCACGUAAUACAUGCUGGCCUCACAUGCAGAUCUACGCAAACACCGACCAGCAUGGUUCGACCGAACACGUGGACGGGGCUACAAGAAUGGGGACCGUAUUUGAUGAGUUCUUCAAGUGUGUUGGGUAUGCAUAUGGUAAUAACGACAAAAUAACUGAGAAAGCACACAGAGAGAAAUAA